AUGCUCCAACAAACAGCCAUAUUAUGUAUGAUAGUAAGUGUAAUCAAUGGUCAGUUUAUCAGCCCUUCAAAAUGGCCAAGUAACGCGAAUAGGAAUCGCCGAGACUUGAUAACAAAUCUACCUGGCCUAACGUUUCAACCCAAUUUUGACAGUUUUUCCGGGUAUCUGCGAGGUGUUCAAGGUCAUAACUUGCAUUAUUGGUAUGUUUUAAAUAACAUAAUGAUCAAGAUUUUUAACUUUAAAAAUUAAAAAAAUAUUUUUUAAACAUUGGUUUGGUUUAAACAUUGAGGUAAACAUUAAGUACGUUAGAUCUGAUAAUGAAGCUGGAUUUUAGGCUAGUAGAAUCUCAGAAUGACCCGGUUAGAGAUCCUCUAAUGUUCUGGUAAGAUUUAUGUCAGUUUUAUAUUUUUUAAAUAUUGUUGACUGUCGUUACAAACUAUCUCGUUAUAAAAGCCGCUUACAAGGACAGUACCCAACCUGCCGCACUCUUAAUUUUUAUAUGAAUCCUUCGUACCACCAAAUAAUACCCAAAAAAAAGUUUUGAACUCCCGCUUUCGAGUGUUAAAUUUUAAAAGUUUGGGUUUUUUCACCAAUUUCACAAAUUUGGCAUUGUGUUUCAAACACUUUUUUCGAUUUUUCAGAUAAGCUACACUUAAAAAUUUAGGUUUAUUUUUAAAGCUUUUCUACUAGUAUAUUAAAGAAAAAUGGCUAAAAAUUUUUAAAGAAAUCAAAUUAUAGCUUGAAACACAAUGCCAAUUUGGCGGGAAAUUCAAAACGUAUUGUUUUGAUUUUCUCGAGAUUGACUGUAAAGCGCAACUUAUUACUUUCUUAAAAGGCUUAUAUUUGCAUGAUCUUUUAUAAAAAGCUUGAAGUCAAUCAGAGCGGGGCAGGUCAGACAUUUUCCUUGUUAAUACAAUUUUUUAAAGCUAUCUUUCAUUUUACAUAUAAGCCUAUAAACCAACCCUUAAAUAUAAUAAAUUAAAAACAGGUUUAACGGUGGGCCAGGCUGCUCAUCAUUGGCUGGCCUACUCCAAGAAAUGGGGCCAUAUGUUGUCGACUCUGAUGGUAUUCGACUGAAAAUGAAUCCAAACUCUUGGAAUCGUGUAAGCAAAUCUACUGUUUUGUAUUUUAAACUGUGAUUUACUUUUUUAAAAGUUUUAAAUUUUGAUUCUAAGACUAAUAUUUAAUUAAGUUUGCCAAUAUUGUUUAUUUGGAAUGUCCUGCUGGUGUUGGGUUUUCCUACUCACCUGAUCAUAAGAUGAGGACGAGUGAUGAGUUGGUAAGUUACAAACUUUGAUAGGAAUUUUAAUAACUAUUUUUGACAAAAGUAUUAAAUUGUUUAAAUAAUUCUGUGCAUCCUUUCAAAGCAAAUGUUUGGAGUUGUUAGGCACAGAAUUAUUUAAACAACCUGACAUAUUCUACGCAAUUGUGUUACCACUGGCUAAUCACUAAUCGUAUUUUACACUAAAGUUAACUGAUGACAUUUUUCAGACAGCUCAAAGCAACUACGCAGCUCUGAAACACUUCUUUGCUAUUCAUCCAAACUUUAGACAACAUAAAGUGUUUCUGUUUGGAGAAAGCUAUGGAGCAGUGUACGUUAGUCUACUAGGAAAGCUCAUAGUACAAGGAAGAAAAGGCUUUUCUGUUAACUUAGAGGUAGGUAUUAUAAGUUUAUUUCUUAGUGUUUUCUGUAAUAAGAGUUUAAUUACGGUAUUUCAGGCCCAGCCCGUUUAAUUUUUUUUUCAAUUUGGCACGGGCUGAUCAAAAAAUUUAGGGUCUGCCUGGUCUAGCCCAAUUUUUGGGGUACUUAACAAUUUUGUUUUUUAAUUUUUAUUUUGGGCUUACUUUCCUAGCCUGCAGGCCGGACUCAACUUUUAGGUCCGGUUUGUUUUAGCUUUAGCUAAAUGCCAAGCCGAGUCUACACAGCCCGUUUCUUAUCCCUAAGUUUCAUUUAAGUACUGUUACUUAACUAUAGUAGCUAAUUCUAAAUUAAUUUCUAGGGAAUCGCAAUUGGAAACGGAGAAAUCGACCAGCAAUUGGCUGAAGAGUCGAUGUACUCGUUUGCUCAUGAAAAUGGUUUGAUACCUUCGGGGCAUUUUAGGCUUAUGGUUCAGGUAGAGUGAAGCAUUUUUUAAGACUUAACUUUUUCAAGCAAAAAUUUUGUUUAUAUAAUAAGUUAGGUUUUUCAAUAAUUAUAUUAGGUAGUUCAAUUAAUUCUGUGCUUUCUAAUUCUAAAAAUAUGCUUUGAGAAGGAGCGCAGAAUUAUUUGAACAAAUAUAUUAUUUCAUUUGUUGUUGAGUUCACUUGAAAUUAGUUCUAAAAGCUGAAAUAUAUAUAUAAUUCAACUUUUUGUUAUGACUUUUCAUUGUUACAUUUUACUGUUGACGUUGCCAGACGAUUAUUGACAUUUAGUGAAGUAAAGAAAGCUAAAACAUUACUUAAUGUUUAAAGGUAUGUUGUAAAGGCCGCAUUACUGGUUGUGUUUUCGAUAAAGUGGCCAGAUCAUGUAGGACACUGAUGAAUCAAAUCGAUGAUCUACUUGACCAGAUCAACGUUUAUGACAUUUUUAGUGAAUGUGUCGAUGAGUCACACAAAAUUAAUGUGAGUUUUAUUUAUUAAUGUCUUGUCAUAAGUAUUCUAUCACUUACACUAUGUAUUAUUGUUUUAAAAUGACUUUAUUUAUAUUAUUAUUGUCAAUGUGCUUUCCUUGUUUUGAACGAAGGGUAGUGAGAGAACUCAGCCGAAGCCUAUAAAGGGAAUUGAACUUUUUGAAACUUAACAUAUAUUGUUCAUAAACUUAUAAUUUUUUACAGAAAAUGACAUUUCAGGCUCACAUGACAGCACGAGAAAUCCAGCCAGUAAAAUGUGUAGCUGGUGCUGCUAUCACAACAUACUUGAAUAGGAAAGACGUUCAAAAUGCUCUUCAUAUUCCUUCUGAAUUUGGCAAAAAGUGGCUUUUAUGCAGGUAAUUUACCUUACAGUAGACAAUCGUUAGAAAAAAAACAUAAGACCGGGUGUUAAAAAAGUAAAAAAGGUCUUCUUUUACUAUAACAAGAUGCUUUUAUUGCAAACGCUUGCUAUAGUAAACGUUUCAUAAGAAAACAUGUUCUUUGGUACUAAGCUGACAGUUCACUACUAUAUGAGCUUAAUUUUUUGUAAUUUAUAGUUUACUGUCAAUUUAAAAUAACAUUUUUGUUUAGCGAUGACUUAAAAUAUCGAGAACAAAACCCAGACCUCACAGACGUCAUAAAGGCUUUGCUACUGAACAAUGUUAGGAUGUUGUUGUACUACGGCGAUGCUGGUAAGUGUAGAGUCUAUAUUAUUUGAAAAUAAACAAUUUUUCAUAUUUAACAUGUGUAUCAGGUCAUAAAAUAUGUAUAAAAUUACCUUAAAGUAGCUUCAGCCAUGUUUUUAUGUUAACUAUCGAAUUAUUAGCUAAAUUACUACAAUGCAAUGAAUAGUAUGAAUAUCUGUGAAAUACUAUAGCUUUUAGUUGACUAACUUUACAAAGGUCUGUUUCAGAUAUUGUAGUAAAUUACCGUGUAGGCGAAAAGUUUUCCGCCGAGCUAGGUCUUCCAGUAAUCGAGGAGAGAAAACGCUGGAGAACAAAUGGCCAGAUCUCCGGUUCAAAGACCACCUACUCACCUGGCCUGACAUUUUUGACCAUUUGGGGUGCCGGACACAUGGCUCCACAAUGGCGUCCACAGGAAACAGCGUAUGCUGUUAGGCAAUGGCUCAAAAACGCUACGAUAUAA
This is a messenger RNA of Bursaphelenchus okinawaensis, 3755 nucleotides long. NCBI's taxonomy places the organism in Eukaryota, Metazoa, Nematoda, Chromadorea, Rhabditida, Aphelenchoididae. The record is from the annotation of a GenBank genome assembly.